Messenger RNA from Cuscuta campestris, 931 nucleotides. The record is from the annotation of a GenBank genome assembly. NCBI's taxonomy places the organism in Eukaryota, Viridiplantae, Streptophyta, Magnoliopsida, Solanales, Convolvulaceae.
GCCGGUUUUAGUUAUUAAUUAAAGGGCCCAUUAGUUGUUUCUUGUUUAGCAAGUUGUUAACCCUAAUUUAUAUCUUAUAAAUACCCAAUCAUGUAACUAUAAUCUGGUUUGUUUUCUUUUGGAGGUUGCUUGGUUUCGGGCUGUUAUUCCUUGGUUUUUUCUCUGGUUUUUUUUCUCUCGUUCUGCAAUGGCCGAGGACGGGAGGGUUCGAAUCGAGAAGUUCAAUGGUACUGAUUUUGCAUGGUGGAAAAUGCAAAUAGAGGCGUUGCUUGGUGAGUGCGAUUUGGACAUGGUACUGGAAGAGAAACCGGAUGGAAUGGAUAAGGCUGCUGAAGCAAUUUGGGACUCAAAGGACAAAAAGGCAAGAGGUAAAAUUACACUAGCUUUGACGAGGAGUGUGGCAUUUAAUAUCAUGAAGGAAACAACUGCUCGUGGCAUGAAGUUCGAUGAUGACACUCAGGUUGUGAUUCUGUUAUCUUCCUUGCUUGAUAGUUGGUCGAGAUUUGUGACAACGGUUACUGAAACUACUGGAACAGGAAACUUGAAGUUUGAUCGGAUACGGGAUAGUGUUUUGGGUGAAGAUAUUCGCCGGAGGAACGCUAGUGGAGGAUCUACUUCUGGGUUACUCAGUGUUAGCAGGGGAAGAGGUAAUAACAGAAACAGUGGGAGUCAUGGGAAGAGCUCGUCUAAGGCUGGAAAGAAUGUGGUGUGUUGGGUCUGCAAAGAAGUUGGGCAUGUCAAGAGUCACUGCCCAAACAAGAAAAACGAAAUUAGCGCAGUUGUUGGGAAUGCAUCUGAUGAUGAUAGUGAUGGAUUGAUACUCAGCAUGGAAAGCUAUGUUGACUCUUGGGUCAUGGAUUCUGGUGCUUCGUUUCACGCCAUGCACAGCGGUGAGGCGAUGGUGAAUCUCAAAAAGGGAGACUUUGGAAAG